Messenger RNA from Stomoxys calcitrans (stable fly), 1138 nucleotides. RefSeq names its product prefoldin subunit 3 (gene mgr). Gene Ontology annotation, biological process: microtubule-based process; protein folding; tubulin complex assembly. Bases 102 to 692 code for a protein of 196 amino acids. The record is from RefSeq and is a predicted model, not a curated record. The transcript is spliced from 3 exons. Gene Ontology annotation, molecular function: tubulin binding. Lineage: Eukaryota; Metazoa; Arthropoda; Insecta; Diptera; Muscidae. Gene Ontology annotation, cellular component: prefoldin complex; cytoplasm.
CGACUUUCAAAUCCCUAACUUGGAGGGCAUAUACAACAUUACAUUAUCGAACUGCUGUGAAUAUUUUUGAUAAAUUUCCAUUUAAUAUUAAUUAAAACACAAUGACUGGAGUCAUGGAUACAGUAGAAAUGCCAAAAUUACCAGAAAAUCAAAAGUCCUUUGCUGGAAUACCUGAGGCAGUAUUUUUAGAGGAAAUCGAUAGUUUUAUGAGCCAGCCCGAAAAUGAGGAAAACUGCGAAAAAGUCUUGCAACGUUUGGACGAGCAACACAGUAAAUAUAGAUUUAUGGCCUACAAUUUAGAAGCACGUAAACGCAAGCUUAAAUCUCAAAUACCCGAUUUGGAGAGAUCUUUGGAGAUGAUAGAUGUAUUGCGCAAAGAGACUGAAGAACGUGAAACACAAUUUCUACUAAGCGACCAGGUCUUCAUCAAGACCAUGGUGCCACCCACUAAAACAGUCUGUUUAUGGUUGGGCGCUAGCGUGAUGUUGGAAUAUCCCUUGGAUGAGGCUGAAGUUUUGUUGAAACAAAAUAUGACCUCGGCGGUUUCGAACUUGAAAACUGUAGAGCAUGAUCAAGAUUUCUUAAGGGAUCAAAUUACCACCACCGAGGUGAAUAUGGCUCGUGUAUACAAUUGGGGUGUUAAGAAACGUCAGGCUGCAGCGAAAGCUGGUGCAGCUUCCACAUCCUCGUAAUGGUGAUUUUAGGCAUCCCCAUUGAUUCGUUCUCAACUCUUACUCUUUCAUAACCCUCUAUGCUUGGAUAUUUUAUCAUUCAUUCGAUUCUUGUUACAAUAACUAGCUGCAUUGACACUCUUCGCUGGAACUUGGAAUUUCUUCCUAACAAAAAUCAACAAUUAACCGAUACACGCAAUGAUAUACAUACAUACAUACAUAUAUAAACUUUUUGCUUCAUGAAUUCGUCUCGGAACAAGUCAAUCGAUUGAACUUGUUUGGCAUUAUUUUUUUUUAUUUAUUUGUUUAUAAAAAUUAUUCAAUUAUAAAUUGAACUAAACUAACAACCGAAGAGUGUGCAUGUAUUAGCUGUGCGAUCGUUGUGCAUUUACAGCAGUUUGGCGCAAAGGCGGAAUUUCACAAAGAAAUAAAACCAACCAAUUGAUAAUUAAAUCACUAAAAAGAAA